This is a messenger RNA of Larimichthys crocea (large yellow croaker), 1919 nucleotides long. It is a transcript of the gene agbl4, whose product is annotated as AGBL carboxypeptidase 4. Lineage: Eukaryota; Metazoa; Chordata; Actinopteri; Sciaenidae. Bases 107 to 1576 code for a protein of 489 amino acids. The record is from RefSeq and is a predicted model, not a curated record. The transcript is spliced from 13 exons. Gene Ontology annotation, molecular function: metallocarboxypeptidase activity; zinc ion binding. Gene Ontology annotation, biological process: proteolysis.
GCUGCUGCUGCUGAUGGAGAGAUGACGACAGCGCCUCUCUUCCCGCUUCCUCCCGCUCCGUUACCGUGGCAACGCACAGAGAGCGUCGGUGUACCAGGAAAGGAAGAUGGAGGAGAGCACUGUUAGAGACGUCGACACUGGCAGUGAAGGUGGAGGAGAGGAUGCCUUGGUGGGGAACGUGAACAAGCUGAUGGUGAGCCCACCAGGUUACUCAGGAGCUCCACGAAGAGGGCAUCUGGUUUUUGAUGCUUGCUUUGAGAGUGGGAACCUUGGCCGUGUUGACUACAUCAGUGAGUUUGAGUUUGACCUCUUCAUCAGGCCUGACACCUGCAACCCCCGCUUCAGAGUGUGGUUCAACUUCACAGUGGAGAACGUCCGUGAGACACAGAGAGUCAUUUUCAAUGUGGUCAACUUCUCCAAGACCAAGAGCCUAUACAGAGAUGGCAUGUCUCCUGUAGUGAAGUCUACCAGCAGGCCAAAAUGGCAGAGGCUUCCAGCCAAAAAUGUGUACUACUACCGCUGCCCUGACCACCGACGCAACUAUGUCAUGUCCUUUGCCUUCUGUUUUGACCGAGAGGAUGACGUAUACCAGUUUGCUUACUGCUACCCCUACACCUACUCCAGACUGCAGCACUACCUGGCCAGCCUGGAGCGCAGGAACCUGCCCUAUCUGCAGAGGGAGCAACUAGGACUCAGUGUGCAACAACGGCGUCUAGACCUUUUAACCAUUACCAACUCUGACCAUCACCAGAGUCCAGAGAAGGAGAAGAAGCUGGUCUUUCUUACAGCUCGUGUUCACCCUGGAGAGUCUCCUGCCUCCUUCAUCUGUCAAGGUGUGAUUGACUUCCUGGUGAGCCAGCAUCCUGUGGCUCAGAUCCUAAGAGAUCAUGUGAUCUUCAAGAUCGUCCCCAUGCUAAAUCCUGAUGGAGUCUACCUGGGCAACUACAGGUGUUCUUUGAUGGGCUUCGACCUGAAUCGCCACUGGCAGGAUCCCUCUCCUUGGGCCCACCCCACGCUCCAUGCUGUCAAACAACUCAUAGUGCAGAUGAGCCAAGAUCCAAGAGUUAGUCUGGAGUUCUAUAUUGAUGUCCAUGCCCACUCCACUAUGCUGAAUGGCUUCAUGUAUGGCAAUGUGUUUGAGGACGAGGAGCGUGUCCAGAGACAGGCUGUCUUCCCCAGACUGCUGUGCCAAAAUGCGCCAGACUUCUCCUUUUCCAACACGUCCUUCAACCGGGACGUGGUGAAGGCCGGUACCGGUAGACGUUUCCUUGGCGGUCUCCUCGAUGACACGUCCUACUGCUACACUCUAGAGGUGUCCUUCUACAGCUACAUGACAGCUGGCAGCACUGCUCCUGUGCCCUACACCGAGGAGACUUACAUGAAACUGGGUAGGAACGUGGCUCGAACCUUCCUGGAUUACUACAAACUCAACAACCUCAUCAAGGACAACAGACCGACUCACAUUCAAAGUUCUGAAGUGAAGUCCCACACAGGCGGCGGUAAUGGAAAGGGCAAUGGUGUUGGCAGAGAUGCAGCAGACAGAGAGAGGGAGAAGAGCCAGGGCGUCAGGCACUAGACAGGCGGACAGACGGACGCAGACUGAGCAUGUAUAAAAUGCGGAGCACCGUAGCAGGAGGAUCCUUCACACUUCAUUGCCUUUAGAAGCUCCACAUCUCCCUGGCUAUAAAGACUUAUUUUCACAGAUUUGUCACAGUGGGAUGACUGGUACUUGCAGGACUGAAAUCAGAACAAGUUUCCUCCUGGGUUAUCUGACUAUAGACUAUAAAAUAUGUGUGACUAUAAAAUGUGAACUAUUGAAGAAGACGGACUGGUUAUGCACCUAAACUCCAUCUGAGGCCUUCAUUCAGUAGCUCCUUUUUUGUUUAUACAGUUAUAAAUAAAUGCAUGCUUCCCCUCUG